Molecule: messenger RNA, 4097 nt
Organism: Miniopterus natalensis
Lineage: Eukaryota; Metazoa; Chordata; Mammalia; Chiroptera; Miniopteridae
Gene: HEXA
Product: hexosaminidase subunit alpha
Biological process (GO): glycosaminoglycan metabolic process; carbohydrate metabolic process; ganglioside catabolic process
Cellular component (GO): lysosome; membrane
Molecular function (GO): beta-N-acetylhexosaminidase activity
Source: RefSeq, a predicted model, not a curated record
GCCGGGCCGCUGGGACCGAGGAGGCUGGCGGGCCAUGGCAGGCUCCAGGCUCUGGUUCUCGCUGCUGCUGGCGGCAGCGAUCGCUGGGCCGGCCACGGCUCUGUGGCCUUGGCCCCAGUACAUCCAGACCUCCGACAAGCACUACACCAUCUCCCCGCACAGCUUCCGAUUCAAGUACCACGUCAGAUCGGCCGCGCAGCCCGGCUGCUCCGUCCUGGACCAGGCCUUCCAGCGCUACCGCGACCUGCUCUUCAGUUGCGGGUCCCGGCACGGCCCCGCCCUCGCAGGAAAACAGCAUACAUUGGAGGAAAAGCAUUCACUGGUUAUCCUUGUGGUCACUCCCGGAUGUGACCAGCUUCCUUCUUUGGAGUCAGUGGAGAAUUACACCCUGACCAUAAACAAUGAGCAGUGUUUCCUCCUUUCUGAGACCGUCUGGGGAGCUCUGCGAGGUCUGGAGACUUUCAGCCAGCUUGUUUGGAGAUCUCCUGAGGGAACAUUCUUUAUCAACAAGACGGAGAUUGAAGACUUUCCCCGCUUCCCUCACCGCGGCUUGUUGUUGGAUACAUCUCGGCAUUACCUCCCAUUGCCUAGCAUCCUGGACACUCUGAAUGUCAUGGCAUACAAUAAAUUCAAUGUGUUCCACUGGCAUCUGGUCGACGACUCUUCCUUCCCAUACAAGAGCUUCAGUUUUCCAGAGCUCACCAGAAAGGGGUCCUACAACCCUGCCACCCACAUCUACACAGCAGAGGAUGUGAAGAAGGUGAUUGAAUAUGCACGGCUUCGGGGUAUCCGUGUGUUGGCAGAAUUUGACACUCCUGGCCACACUCUGUCCUGGGGACGAGGUGUCCCUGGAUUAUUGACUCCUUGCUACUCUGGGUCUCAACCCUCUGGUACCUUUGGACCAGUGAAUCCCAUUCUCAACAGUACCUAUGAGUUCAUGAGCACAUUCUUCUUGGAGGUCAGCUCUGUCUUCCCGGAUUUUUAUCUUCACCUUGGAGGAGAUGAGGUGGAUUUCACCUGCUGGAGGUCCAACCCAGACAUCCAGGAGUUUAUGAAGAAGAAAGGCUUUGGUAAUGACUUUAAACAGCUGGAGUCCUUCUACAUCGAAACGCUGCUCAACAUCGUCUCUGCCUAUGGCAAGGGCUACGUGGUGUGGCAGGAGGUGUUUGAUAAUGAAGUAAAGGUUCAGCCAGACACAAUCAUCCAGGUAUGGCGAGAAGAAGCACCAGUAAGCUAUUGGAAGGAGCUGGCGCUGAUCACCAAUGCCGGCUUUCGGGCUCUGCUCUCUGCCCCCUGGUACCUGAACCGCAUAAAUUAUGGCCCUGACUGGGAGGACUUUUAUAUGGUGGAUCCCCUAUCAUUUGAAGGUGGUCCUGAGCAGAAGGCUCUGGUGAUUGGUGGAGAGGCCUGUAUGUGGGGAGAGUAUGUAGACAGCACAAACCUGGUCCCCAGGCUCUGGCCCAGAGCAGGGGCUGUUGCCGAGAGGCUGUGGAGCAACAAGCUGGUGACUGACCUGGACUUUGCUUUUAAACGUUUGGCACACUUCCGCUGUGAGCUGCUGAGGCGAGGUGUCCAGGCCCAGCCCCUCAGUGUAGGCUACUGUGAACAGGAGUUUGAACAAACCUGAGCGAGCAACCCCAGGAACCGAGGAGGGUGCUGGCCCUAGAAGAAUGGUGGUGGGACCAGGCUCCCACUGCAUCCUGGCCAGGGGUCAGAGCCCUUUGCCCACAUGCCACUGUGCCUGGAGAGAAAGGGGCUGGGGCUGGUGUCCAAUAAAGAGUGAUAUGUCAUUUUUCUACAAUGUACAUGGAUUACCUGUGUAAAAAAAUGCAAGUGGCCCUGGGGGGAAGGGGAGCUGCCAGGACUAGCGUAUGCUCCUGAGAGUGUUGGGGCUCAGUAGAGUCCAGGCAGGUUGGGCUCAGUAUCUGUCCCUGGAGGGAUCUUAUACGGUAAGAACUGAGGAUGAAACCCUUGCCUUUGUGCAGUCCUGCCUCUCCAACACAGUCCAGAUACAUACCCCCAUCCUCUAGUCAUUUCUCUUCAAGUGGAGAGGUUACUUAGACCUCCAGGGCUUCUGUAUACAAAGAAGACAUUAUAGAGGUUCAAACAAAUUCUGGGCAGUGGCAAGGGCUCCAGACCCAACCUGGUCACAGAAUAGCCCUUGCUCCAUGCAUACUCGCAUACUUCCCUCUCCUAGAGCUUUUCUUCUGCUGUGGAUUGUUACUUCAAUUUCAUGCAACCAUUAUUUAAAUGUUGAAAAACAUAUUAUGGUCUUGGCACUGUGAUAGGUGUUGAAUAUAAAGGACUUGGUCCCAAGAGGCCCCCAAAAGCCAGCAACUUCCAUCCUCCCACCCAUUUUCAGCCCAGUUACAUGAUUUCAGAGAAUUGAUGGCACAGCUGAGACCAUGAGAAGAAAGCCCCUGGCGGUCCAGGAAGUGAGCAUGUGCUUCUGAAGGAAGAGGGACUUUGCACAAGUGACCAGUUUUCCCUAGGAGGAAGUGGCUCUGGUGGACCCAGGCUGACCCCUGGUGGGUUCAUGUUCAGAGGUGACAGUGCAGACCACAGGCUGGGGUGAUAGUGGACAGCAACUGUUUUAGAUAAGGAUUUCUUUGACUAUUUUUUAAGUUCUUUUACCUGGUCCCGGGAUGGCAGGACAGUGGAAAGGUUCCCAGGCAUUUCUUUCAGAAAAUUUCCAGUCUGGUGGACUCAGAAGCUUUGGGAAUGGAACUGAGUAAGAUUUGGUCCUUAAAGAGCAUCCUUCAGUCCCUCAAUCAUUUUGGGGGGAUCUUGUUGGAGGUAUACUAACCCUGCCUUCUUGCACUGUUUCUGUAGGGAGAAGGUGGGUACCUUUUACCUACAGAACCCUCUUGGGGAUGGAGUUUUCACACAGCCCAGAGUAGCCAUGCCCAGGGCUCUGGCCUAGAGAAACACCAUGUGUGCACACCAGAGGAGCCCCCUUUACCACCAUUACCCAGAGAAUCCUGUGGGGUGGUCCCAGGCAAGGACCCUGCAGGAGUGCUGCUAUACUUCACUUGCCCCUGCUUCCUUCUUGAUCAUAACUUUAACAUUGCUAUUGUUUGGGAUAAAAGUAAAUUAAAAGAUCAGCCUUUAAGUCAUAAGUCUCAAGUCAGUGAUGGAACAGACCAUGAAAACAUUUAUGUUAAAGCAGUAAGGUUCUAUGACUUCUUAUUCCUGUUGUAAACAUUUUUCUUUAAUAUUAUUAUUUUUAUAAUUUAAAAAAAAUCAGUGUAGCCUGAUCAAGACCUUCAAUGGUGGGAUGUGCUAUUUCCAGCCUUCACCUCUGCUCCUGUGGGCCCAAUGAUCAUGAGGGCAUUUACCUGAAGAUCAUCAGACCUCAAAACUACUGACCAAAACAACCGCCCAUUCUGUCCCAGUGCUUCCCCACCUCAGCUCCCUUCACCUGGGCUGUGGAUUUAGUGCCCCACCCUGCCCAGGGCCACACUACACCAGCCUACCUGUGUUCUCUGGGCACCACCAGGGGGUGGAGAAUUGCCCAGACUUAUUUCCUGGUUCCAGUCAUCUUAGGGCACAAAGGAGUCUGCCCCUCUCUCCUGUGAAUCUCCUCAGGAUGCAAAGCAAGCCUACUAGGAAUACAAUUAAAGGAGUGAAUGGAGGCUGGGAAGACAUCCAGCCCCACUCAGUAGGAGUUGAGGCCACGUGCCAGGUACCUGUUCUUUCUUGGAAUCUCAUGUUUUUAGGUGCAUCUCAAUGGACUAGCACACACAUGUAUGGCAGAGGACUUGGGCAGAAGUGCUCCACAACAGUAGAGAUGGAGUCAGCAAGGGUGUGAUGAAAAUGGAAUGAUACUGGGAAGGGGUGAAAAAAGGAUGAUGUGGGUAUAGACUGAGUUUAUGUAAAUGUAGACAUACACACCUGUUGGCAACGUUAGCGUGCUAAAAUGUAGAUUUUUGUAAUUUUUGUCAAUUUCAUUUGUGAAGUUAAUCAAUAUAGGCCAUGAUAAUUGUGUAUCAUAUACCUUUUUUCCCACUACAAAAGUAGGAAUUGGAUGAUUUGUCUAUUUGAACCAUUCUGUAUGGGUUUUUUUUGUAAAUAAAUAAGCUCAGAAAGUUGGAAAA